CGACGGGUAGUGGAGGACUACAGGGCAGGCAUCAUACCCCCAGGUCUAACGGAGGACGAGCUGUGGACCACUCCGGCUGUGCUGUUCUGGCAGUGGGUCAACCAGUCCUUCAACGCCAUCGUCAACUACACCAACCGCAGCGGGGAUGCACCCAUCACCCCCAGCCAGCUGGGAACAGCCUAUGUGAGCGCAACCACGGGGGCAGUUGUCACAGCACUGGGGCUCAAAUCUCUCACCAAGCACCUGCCAGCCAUCAUCGGCCGGUAUGUGCCUUUUGCGGCUGUGGCUGCUGCCAACUGCAUCAACAUCCCGCUGAUGAGGCAGAGAGAGCUCAAGCUGGGGAUCCCCAUCACGGAUGAGAACGGGAACCGUCUGGGCGAGUCCACGGCCGCAGCCCAGAAGGCCAUUUUCCAGGUGGUGGUGUCCCGCAUCGGCAUGGCAGCCCCUGCCAUGGGGGAGUCCAUCCCCCCAGUGAUCAUGAACAUGCUGGAGAAGAGAGCUUUCCUGAAGCGGUACCCGUACCUGAAUGCUCCCCUGCAGGUCGGCCUCGUGGGACUCUGCUUGGUGUUUGCAACCCCGCUGUGCUGCGCACUCUUCCCGCAGAAAAGCUCCAUGCCCGUGAGCCGCCUGGAGCCUGAAGUCCAAGCUCAGAUACAGGAGAAAGACCCACAGCUGGAGACCGUCUACUUCAACAAAGGGCUCUGA
Molecule: messenger RNA, 705 nt
Organism: Pterocles gutturalis (yellow-throated sandgrouse)
Lineage: Eukaryota; Metazoa; Chordata; Aves; Pterocliformes; Pteroclidae
Product: sideroflexin-1-like
Exons: 10
Biological process (GO): serine import into mitochondrion; monoatomic ion transport
Cellular component (GO): mitochondrial inner membrane
Molecular function (GO): monoatomic ion transmembrane transporter activity
Source: RefSeq, a predicted model, not a curated record